Centrocercus urophasianus (Greater sage-grouse) is the source of this 2068-nucleotide messenger RNA. RefSeq lists its product as uncharacterized. NCBI's taxonomy places the organism in Eukaryota, Metazoa, Chordata, Aves, Galliformes, Phasianidae. The coding region runs from base 76 to 1008 and encodes 310 amino acids. The transcript has 4 exons. The record is from RefSeq and is a predicted model, not a curated record.
UGGCUGCAGCGAGCAGUGCCUUUUCUCCAGCCCAGUGCCGUGGUGGUCACUGGCGCAGGACGUGCCUGGCUGCACAUGACAAGGAGACGUUCUGGCACCUCCGGUACGGGCUGCAUCCCCACCGCCCUUUCCUGUAUCCUGCUGGAGCUGGGAAGCACAGGGCUGGGAGAGCUGCAGCCCCGAGCCCAGCAGCGUAGGGACCGCCCAGCACUGUGCUCCCCAGCUGCCUGCACAGGGGAAGCAAGAACUGGCGUUGGGGCCCCGUCCCAGCCCUGCGUGGCUGCCAGACCCUUCGCCACUGGUGAGGAGGGGGGAUGUGGGCAGAUAGAGCCUGGCAUGUGUCCAGCCCCUCUGCAGGCACCUGCACUGCCCAAACUGCAGUGUUUGCCCUCACCCUGCCAAGGACUGGGUGAGCCCUCUCACUCCCAGGGGAGAAACGCUCCAGCCCUGCUUCCCAGAAACUGCACAGGGCUGCCAACUGCAAAUCUAUCCACAUCCACCCAGCCCCGCAGGCUGCUUGCAGCUGGGACAGGCGGUGCCAGGUGGGACGCAGGGAGCCGCAUGGGGCACAGCAUGGAGGGAGGGACAUGGGAGCCGGGUGGGACAUGGGGUGCUGGGCAGGGGCUGAGCGGUGUGGCACCCCCGAGCUGGGAUGAUUUGCAGGGUGCCCGGGUGCUGGGCGAGCACAGCCUGGUGGUGUUGCUGUCGAAUGCUGCCCUGCUCCCUUCCCUGCCGCCUCUGGGGUUGUGUGCUGGUAAAGGCUGGUGCCCCCGAGCAGUGCCUCCCAGACAGGGCAGUGGUGCAUCUGGGAUGUCCCCUGUGCCAGGACCUGGGGUGCCUGCCCUGUGCCGGGCUCCGGCCCUGUGCUGGGCACACGAUGUCCGUUCCGGGACCCCCUCUGCCCGCCCCCCAGCCAGCAGCCCAGGGGUUAAGGUGACGAGCAGCGGUUCAGGUUACUUCCCCUGGAGUUCGGGGAGGAAACUUUCCUCCCGCUGCCGCCCGAGUUAACGGAGCAGCGGCAGCGGGGCGGUGAGCAGCGGUCGGCGCACCGACGGGAGUCCCGGCGGCCGCGUUUCGCCGCGGCUGAGCGCGGGGCGGGCAGUGUGUACGGUGGAGCCGUGCGGGGCAGGGGAUGUGCAGGGAAGUGGUGCUGCUCCUCAGGCUCAGAGAUAUGCAUCUGGGAGCUGCUGGGCACAGGUCACAGUGUUGGGCACAGCGGGGAGCUGCAGUGCCUUGAGGACACCGCUCAGCCCCUGCCCUGCUUUGCACUCUGUUCCUGUACCUCUGCCAGCCGUACCAGCCCGGGUCACACCGCUGGAGGUAUCAGUCCUUGGGAAAACGAGUUUCUAUUCCCAUUGUGAGGUGCACACAAUGUUUUCUCUUCCCCACCUUGCCCUGCAUGGGGACUUUGCUCCUUUGUCUUUGGCUGUGCCCAUUGGAGCCCUGGGCAGAGCUCAGGGGGAUCGGCCCAGCGAGGUUGGGGCUGCUCUCUCUCCCAUGCAGGCAGGUGCACGAGGAAGGUGUGUCCUGGUCACGAGCCACUCGCAGUGCGCCUGGCCCGGUGCCUUUGCUCAGCUCCCAGCUGGGAGGCGCAGGAGAAACUGAGCCCCCAGACCCACCAGCAUUCUCCCAGCUGUGUGCUGUGCGGGUUGGGAUCCCCAGCUCAGGGGCACAUGGGGAGCUGCUGGGCACGGUAUGGCCAGCCUGUGCGGGGUAUGUGAGUGCUGGAGUUCGAACUCCCAGCGCACACCUGUUAAUGCAGCCCUGGGCUUUGAGAGGCAGGGGAGUUCCUCCCUGGCUCUGAGGACCCCCAGCUGCGAUGCCGUGCUCUCCCUGCCUGCACAGGGGGCCCUGGCUGUGCCCUUGCUGAGGGUCAGCACCCGCCCUGCUGCACCGCUUUCCCUAUGGUGAGGUGGGGAUGCGGCUGCUGGCUGUGACCCCUCUCUGUCCCUCCUUUUGCAGGGCCACACCGCUGCCCUGGAGGGAUGCCGGGAGCCCUGGCCCGGAGCCAUGCCCGCUCCUGUGCCCAUCCCUGGAGGUGCAGCCCUGAGCUCCCGCAGUGCCCCAG